Suncus etruscus (white-toothed pygmy shrew) is the source of this 1257-nucleotide messenger RNA. It is a transcript of the gene KLHDC9, whose product is annotated as kelch domain containing 9. Bases 1 to 1029 code for a protein of 342 amino acids. The transcript is spliced from 4 exons. Gene Ontology annotation, molecular function: cyclin binding. Lineage: Eukaryota; Metazoa; Chordata; Mammalia; Eulipotyphla; Soricidae. The record is from RefSeq and is a predicted model, not a curated record.
AUGGCAGGGGGCGGGAGCUGGACGUGGCGGCCGGUGGCCAGGGACGCACUGCUGGCGCGAGGCUUCCACUCGCUCACGGAGCUGCGGGGCCGCUUCUACUUAGUCGGGGGUCUGCUAGCGGGAGAGAGCCUGGAACCCAGCGGGGACACAGUGGUUUUCGACCCCGCGUCGGGCCAAGCCACGCGCCUGGGCUCCCCGGGCAGCCCGGCGCGCAGUCACCACGACGCGGCUGCCGUGGAGGGCCGUUGGCUGUGCGUGGUGGGCGGCUGGGACGGGGCGCGCCGUCUGGCCACCGUGGCUGCCCUGGACCUUGAGAGCGAGCGCUGGGAGACAUGGACCCCUGCGCCGGCCAGCCAGAGCCCUGCAGGCCUCAGCAGCCACACUUGCACCCGCGUGUCGGAGCACGAGGUGCGGGUAACGGGGCGCGAGGGCGGAACGCGCACACAGCGGCGCUUCGGCAGCGUCUUCACUCUGCGGCUGGACCCCGUCGCCCGCACCUACAGCUUCACCGAGGAAAACUGCCGCACGGCCUCGCGCUCAGGCCACUGUGCCGCUCUGCUGCCGACCCACGGACCACGCCGUGGCCACCAGCUCCUUCUCCUGGGGGGCUGCAACUCCCAGGAGUCUGAAGUGGCGGGGCACUGGAGCUGGGAUAAGAUUAAGGAGACCCCUGCCGCCCCUCGCUUGACAGAGCAGCUGGCCAGGCUGGUGAGCCGCGGCGAGCAGGGGUCCCACAAGGGGCCAUGGGGACUCCGACAUGCCUCAUGCUCCGUGGUGGGGCCCUUUGCUGUGGUGUUCGGGGGACAGACGCUAAGCAGGGCACGUGACGCUGUGUGCAAUGACCUCUAUGUCCUGGACACCCGUCAGGCUUCUCCUUGGUGGUUCUGCUUCCCCUGUGCUGAGUGGACACUGAAGCGUGUCGGCCACCGAACCUGCCUCUGGAAUGACCAACUGUACCUGGUGGGCGGCUUUGGGCCAGACGGCAGGACAGCCAGCCCCGAGGUAUGCGUGCUCGACCUGUUCCCCUGAGGGCUGUGCCAGGUGGUGGCAAGACCAGCCCCAGGUAUGUGCUGGACUCCUUCCCCAAGGCUCAUGUGCAAAGAAGGCACCACCUCUCCAGUGUUUACUGCAGCUCUCAGGGACAGUGCUCAGGGGAACAGGCUCCUUCGGCAGCACCUGCACUCAGUCUGGCCCUCAGCUGGGCAGCUGGGCGCUGGCUUGGUUCCAGUUCCAUUCAUUAAAGCUCCAAGCUGAGAA